Messenger RNA from Rattus norvegicus (Norway rat), 933 nucleotides. It is a transcript of the gene Or8b53b, whose product is annotated as olfactory receptor family 8 subfamily B member 53B. Gene Ontology annotation, cellular component: plasma membrane; membrane. The coding region runs from base 1 to 933 and encodes 310 amino acids. NCBI's taxonomy places the organism in Eukaryota, Metazoa, Chordata, Mammalia, Rodentia, Muridae. Gene Ontology annotation, biological process: G protein-coupled receptor signaling pathway; detection of chemical stimulus involved in sensory perception of smell; signal transduction. The transcript has a single exon. The record is from RefSeq and is marked reviewed. Gene Ontology annotation, molecular function: olfactory receptor activity; G protein-coupled receptor activity.
AUGGCUUUGGUAAAUAGCUCUAUGGUUACUGAAUUCAUUCUCUUGGGAUUAACAGACCAGACUGACCUCCAAAUACCCCUGUUUGUGGUCUUUCUAAUAAUGUACAUGAUAACUGCAUUGGGGAAUUUGGCUCUAAUUAUUCUUAUUGUGUUGAAUUCUCACUUACAUACCCCUAUGUAUUUUUUCCUUUUUAACUUAUCCUUUAUAGACUUUUGUUACUCUUCUGUAAUUACACCAAAAAUGCUGAUGAACUUUGUGAUAACGAAAAAUCUUAUCUCUUAUGUUGGGUGUAUGACACAGUUAUAUUUAUUCUGUUUCUGUGUCAUUUCUGAGUGUUACAUUCUCACAUCAAUGGCCUACGAUCGUUAUGUGGCAAUCUGCAAUCCACUCUUGUAUAACAUUGACAUGUCUCCCAAGGUGUGUUCCUAUCUUAUGCUUGCUUCAUAUUUAAUGGGGUUUUCUGGUGCCCUGAUCCACACUGCAUGCAUCCUGAGACUGACCUUCUGUGAUGGAAACACUAUCAACCACUAUUUCUGUGAUCUCCUCCCUUUGCUGCAGCUCUCCUGCACCAGCACCUAUGUCAAUAAGGUAGCAAUUUUCAUUGUAACAGGGAAAGAUAUUAUCGUGCCCACAACUGUCAUCUUUAUCUCUUAUGGCUUCAUCCUUUCCAGCAUAUUCCAAAUGAAAUCCACUGAGGGCAUGUCAAAGGCCUUUAGCACCUGUAGUUCCCACAUAAUUGCUGACUCUCUAUUCUUUGGAUCUGGUGCAAUUAUUUACCUCAAACCCAACUCAGCUGGAGCAAUAAAUAAUGUAAAGACAUCUUCUAUUAUUUAUACCUCUGUAAUUCCCAUGAUGAAUCCCUUAAUUUAUAGCUUGAGGAACAAAGAUGUUAAACUUGCCUUGAGAAAAACUCUAAGCAAGAAAAUCUUUUAA